CUCUAAAGCUAAUGCCUUCAUUAAAGAGAUUCCUGCCCCAAAGGUUGUGAAGGUUGAAGAGAUAUGUAUGAAGUAUUAUCUUCGUGACUAGUACAACUCAUCGGGAAUGGUAACCAGGACCUGGUGUCUCCUCCUGCCAUCUUUGCCUCCUAACCUGUAGCCACCAUACAGAAGUGUAUCUCCAUCCACAUCGGCCAGCCUGCUGUCCAGAUUGGCAAUGCCUGCUGAGAGCUUUUCUGCCUGGAACACUGCAUACAGCCUGGUGACCAGAUGCCAAGUGACACGACCAUUGGGGGAGCAGAUGGUUCCUUCCACACUUCCUUCAGUGAGACAGGCAACGGCAAACACAUGCCCAGGGCAGUGUUUAUAGACCUGGAAUGCUGAUCUGACAAAAUUCCAGACCAAUCUGGUACCCUAUCCCUGCAUCCACCUUCCUCUGGCCACAUAUCCCCCCAUCAUCUCUGCUGAGAAAGCCUACCAUGAACAGCUUUCUGUAGCAGAUUACCAAUGGUUGCUUCAAGCCAGCCACCUAGAUGGUGAAAUGUGACCCUCACCACAGUAAAUACAUGGCUUGCUGCCUGUUGUACUGUGGCGAUGUGGUUCCCAAAGACGUCAGUGCUGCCAUUGCCACCAUCAGGACCAAGCGCACCAUCCAGUGUGUGGAUUGUCCCACCGGCUUCAAGGUCAGCAUUAAUUACCAGCCUCCCACAGUGGUGCCUGGUGGAGACGUGGCCAAGGUCCAGCGAGCUGUGUGCAUGCUGAGUAACACCCCAGCCAUUGCUGAGGCCUGGGCUGGCCUGGGCCACGAGUUCAACCUGAUGUAUGCCAAGCAUGUCUCUGUCCACUGGUAUGUGGGGGAGGGGAUGGAAGGAGCGUUUUCUGAGAUCUGUGAGGACAUGGCUGCCCUUGAGAAGGAUUAUGAGGAGGUUGCUGCAGAUUCUGUUGAAAGAGAAGGUGAGGAAGAAAGAGAAGAAUACUGAUGUCCAUUUCUCUCAGCCCUUCAGCGUGUCACACUCCAAGUACUUGAGCUUCUGUGUUAGCUGACAGGCAUUUAAGCUCUCUGCUUAGAUUGCCUUCACUCUAACUUGCUAUCAUGUCUUAUUUUUCCACAUGUACCUGUAAGGUUUUCCAACAUGUCUCAAAGUAAAGUUUUAAGGAAAAAAAAAAAGUUUAAGAAAUUUUCA
Molecule: messenger RNA, 1184 nt
Organism: Choloepus didactylus (southern two-toed sloth)
Lineage: Eukaryota; Metazoa; Chordata; Mammalia; Pilosa; Megalonychidae
Product: tubulin alpha chain-like
Exons: 2
Coding region: 534-980 (148 amino acids)
Biological process (GO): mitotic cell cycle; microtubule cytoskeleton organization
Cellular component (GO): cytoplasm; microtubule
Molecular function (GO): GTP binding; structural constituent of cytoskeleton
Source: RefSeq, a predicted model, not a curated record